Messenger RNA from Truncatella angustata, 1575 nucleotides. Its product is annotated as general substrate transporter. The transcript is spliced from 2 exons. Gene Ontology annotation, molecular function: carbohydrate:proton symporter activity. Bases 1 to 1575 code for a protein of 524 amino acids. Gene Ontology annotation, biological process: carbohydrate transport; transmembrane transport. Gene Ontology annotation, cellular component: membrane. NCBI's taxonomy places the organism in Eukaryota, Fungi, Ascomycota, Sordariomycetes, Amphisphaeriales, Sporocadaceae. The record is from RefSeq and is a predicted model, not a curated record.
AUGGCAGAUACUGUUGGAGAAAUUCCACUGAACGUGGACGCCGCCGUUCAGCGCGGUUUUCUAUCAUGGCUUCGCAAUGGCGGUAUCGUGAAGCUUAAUUGUAUUUUAAUGUUAUCACUGAUAUCAUCAUAUGCUACCGGCUUUGAUGGCUCAAUGAUGAACGGCCUCCAAUCCUUAGACACUUGGAAUGCAGAAUUCGGAAACCCUGGAGCGAGUGAUCUUGCCCUACUGAACGCCAUUCAGAAUGUCGGUCAGCUGGCAGGCAUGCCUUUCUGUGCCUGGAUUUGCGAUACUUGGGGCCGCAAGCGUGCGCUUUUGGGCAGUGCCUUCGUUCUUAUCGUAGGAGUAGCACUCCAAACUGCAGCCCAGAACACCGGGAUGUUCAUUGCAGGCCGCGGUAUCAUUGGUUUGGGAUUAGUUCUGAACAUUACCGCGGCGCCCCUCUUGAUCAUGGAGCUGGCCUAUCCCACUCAACGAGCGCCUUUGGUUUCUAUAUACAAUAGUCUCUGGGGUCUAGGUGCUCUCGUGGCCGCCUGGACGACAUAUGGGACAUUCAGGAUUGACAGCAAUUGGGCGUGGAGAAUCCCGUCAAUCCUGCAAGCCCUUUCAAGUAUCCUCCAGCUCAGCCUGUGCUUCUUUAUCGAGGAAUCUCCCCGCUGGCUUAUCUCGAAAGAGAGAGACGCAGAAGCUGAGAAGCUUAUCGCCAAGUAUCACGCGGACGGAAACGCCAUGGACCCCGUGGUUCCGCUGGAAAUGGAAGAGAUACGCACCGCGUUGCGUCUCGAGAUCGAGGCGAACAAAACAACCUCCUAUCUCACCUUCUUCUCCACACCAGGAAAUCGCAGACGUUUCUUCAUCAUCUUGGCGGUUGGUUUCUUCAGCCAAUGGAGUGGCAAUGGACUGAUCUCGUACUACCUGACUUUGAUAUUGAACAGCAUCGGAUACACAGAUCAGAGCACACAAACAUUGAUUAACGCGCUCAUGACCCUAUGGUCGAUGCUCUGGGGGCUUGGUUUCUCCUUCUUCGUGAACCGGUUCCGCAGACGCACCCUGUUCCUCGGGUCAACCAUAGGAUGCAUGAUGGUCUAUAUCGUCUGGACGGCCCUCGAAGCCAGAUACGAGAUGUCGACCGACCUGAAUGAUGACGGGACGGGUGGCCCCGACGGGUUGGCCAAGGCCGUCGUGGCCAUGAUUUUCAUCUACCAAGCUGUCUUCGCUGUGGGGUGGGGUGCCCUGCAGGUCACGUACGUUGUUGAGAUCCUGCCGUUCAAUCUUCGUGCCCGCGGACUGGUUUUGUACAAUCUGUUCGUUGCGCUCGCUCUAAUCUUCAACCAAUAUGCAAACCCGAUCGGAGUGACAAAGAGUGGCUGGAAGUUUUACAUCACCUAUGAUGUAUGGUUGUUCGUUGAGGUGAUUGUGGUGUACUUCCUCUUUGUUGAGACGGGCAAGUUGAGCUUGGAGGAGACAGCUGCUGUGUUGGAUGGAAGGGAGAUGGAGCAAAAAUUCCAGGACGAGGUCUUGAGGAACACUGAGAAGUCUUUGGGUUUAGCUCGCGUAGAUACAGUGCCUGAGUAA